AUGGCGGAUUACGAGAAGCUGCCGCUCGUUCAGCAGCACGGUGCUGCUUUCAAUGAUCCAAACGGAAGUGCGCGAAGACCUCGGACGACCCAUCGGGGUCUUAUCAUGACCGUUUUUGCACUCAUUGCCGGGUACUCCCUACUUGUCCAUUCCAAGGAUUACCUGCGUGAUUUGGUACCAGGAGAGUCCCAAUCAGCAGAGGCACGAUGUCCGCAGGUGGAACCCCUCCUGCCCGUCAGGCAGACAGAUUCUCUAUUGGAAUUGGAGCAAUACCUGGACUCUGGCAAGUUUCGCAACGAGACAAUUGCCCGCUUGUCCGGUGCCGUCCAAGUCCCAAGCGAGUCUUAUGAUGACUUGGGUCCUGUUGGCGAGGAUAAGCGAUGGGAUACAAUGUACGACGUGGCUGCGUAUCUAAAGAAGACCUUCCCGUUGGUCCACAGCAAGUUGCAGUUGGAAAAGGUUAACACCCAUGGUCUGCUCUAUACAUGGGCAGGUUCAGACAACUCUUUGAAACCUACUGUGUUAAUGGCGCAUCAAGAUGUGGUUCCUGUCGCUGCGUCAACGGUGAACCAGUGGACACAUCCACCAUACAGCGGCUUUUAUGAUGGAAAGUAUAUCUGGGGCAGAGGAUCUUCAGAUUGCAAGAACACCCUUAUCGGUAUACUUGAAUCAGUGGAGCUUCUCCUAGAUGCGGGCUUUGAGCCGAAGAGGACUUUUAUUCUAUCCUUUGGCUUCGAUGAAGAGAGCUCUGGGAACCAAGGCGCCGGCCAUCUUGGAGAGGCUCUGUUGGAGCGUUAUGGCGAAAACGGAGUUGCACUCAUCGUUGACGAAGGUUCCGCAAUCAUGCCAUUCUGGGGAUCAUACUUUGCCACCCCGGGAGUAGUGGAGAAAGGCUACAUGGACGUGGACGUAAUUGUCCGCAUGCCUGGAGGCCAUUCGUCAGUUCCGCCUGCACACACCGGCAUUGGUGUGAUGUCAGAGUUCAUUGCCUUGGUUGAGAACAACCGCUAUGAACCUCACUUUGACUCGGAGAAUCCAUUUCUCCAGGCAUUGCAAUGCGGAGCGGCUUACAGUCCAGAGUUUCCACCCUCGUGGAAGAAGUUGCUGCCUACGAACAAGGGUGGCGAUCGCCACAAGACGGAAAAGUUGGCUCACGCGGUAGCUGCGUCAAGCGAUAUGCUCAAAUACCUUUUUACCACCUCUGUAGCUGUCGACAUUAUCGGCGGAGGUGUCAAAGCGAAUGCCCUGCCAGAACGCACCACAGCACUCAUUAAUCACCGUAUUAACAUCGGCUCCUCAUCCACAGAUGUCAAGAAGCACUUGACUCACCUCGCAUCGAAGAUUACCCAGAAGUACAACUUGACUCUUCAUGCAUUCGAUGGAGAAGAGACACCGUCAUCGAUCACGCUGAGCCUGUCCAAGGAUCCCCUCGAGCCGGCUCCUGUCACCCCAACCGAGAUUGACUCUCUUACUCCGUAUGCAAUCCUGUCUGGAACUACUCGUGCUCUUUACGGAGAAGAGCUUUACGUCUCACCGGGACUAAUGACUGGCAAUACUGAUACUCGAUAUUAUUGGGGCGUGACGAAGCACAUCUUCCGAUACGCACCUGGUUGGGACCCAGAGGACGAGGGUGGGCUUGGAAACAUUCACACGGUUGACGAGAGAAUCAGCGUUCUCAACCAUAUCAACGUGGUAAAAUGGUAUACUAUGUUUGUGCGAAAUGUUGACGAAGCGGAACUUUCAUAA
Neoarthrinium moseri is the source of this 1746-nucleotide messenger RNA. RefSeq lists its product as uncharacterized. The transcript has a single exon. Gene Ontology annotation, cellular component: fungal-type vacuole lumen. The record is from RefSeq and is a predicted model, not a curated record. NCBI's taxonomy places the organism in Eukaryota, Fungi, Ascomycota, Sordariomycetes, Amphisphaeriales, Apiosporaceae. Gene Ontology annotation, molecular function: metallocarboxypeptidase activity. Bases 1 to 1746 code for a protein of 581 amino acids.